AUGGCCGCCGCACCCCCACCUUCGCGCCCAAUCAAGAUCCUCAUGAUCCACGGCUUCACGCAGUCGGGCCCCAACUUCCACGCCAAAACCCGCGCCCUGGAGAAGAACCUCCAGAAAGCCUUCCCCGCGGGAAUAACGCUGUCCUACCCGACUGCGCCGAUCCGGCUCGCCCACGCAGACAUCCCGUUCCCGACUGCUGCGCCGGAGGUCAAGGAGAACGGCGAGGCGGAGGAAAGCGAUGCGUGGGCGUGGUGGAGGCGCAAGGGCGACGCCGAGCCGUACACGUACGAGGGGCUGGAGUUGGGCAUGGAGACGCUGGCGCGCGUGCUGAAGGAGGAGGGCCCGUUUGACGGUGUCGUAGGGUUUUCGCAGGGCGGCGCGAUGGCGGCGAUGGUGGCGGCGCUGCUGGAGCCGGAGCGGCGGAAGGCGUUUGAGAAGCUGGCUGUUGAGGGCGGGAUGUCGUUUCCGCAGUCUUUCGAGGCGGAUACGGGAUACAUUGAGGAGGCAAUCCACGCGCCGCUCAAGUUUGCGGUCAGUUAUUCCGGGUUUGCGGCGAGGGGCGUGGAUACCUACCGCGGGUUCUAUGAGCCAAAGAUCAAGACGCCUAUGCUGCACUUCAUCGGGACGCUUGAUACGGUCGUGGAAGAGUCGCGGAGCUUAGCGCUAGUAGAGCGGUGCGAGCAGAGUGUAGACCGGGUGGUGUACCAUCCUGGUGGCCACUUCUUGACCACACAGAAGACGUAUGUUGCAGCGCUGGUGGGCUUCAUAAAAGAGACCCUGCAUAAGGCGGACAAUGGCGAGCAGGAAGAGGAGAGCGUAGAGGACAUGGACGUGCCAUUUUAG
Paraphaeosphaeria sporulosa is the source of this 843-nucleotide messenger RNA. Its product is annotated as dihydrofolate reductase. NCBI's taxonomy places the organism in Eukaryota, Fungi, Ascomycota, Dothideomycetes, Pleosporales, Didymosphaeriaceae. The record is from RefSeq and is a predicted model, not a curated record. The transcript has a single exon. Gene Ontology annotation, cellular component: nucleus; cytoplasm. Bases 1 to 843 code for a protein of 280 amino acids.